AAGAUUUAGUGUCAAUACCAGUAGUGUCAGAAUCAAGAAUAUUAUGAAGAAGAAGUCACAAUUUGUCGUCAUCUCGGGUGUGUUUUCGCCAAGAAUUGCUUUAGUAGUUUCUCAUUUGGACACAAAUAUAAAUCAUACGGACACGGAGAAGUGAAUUAAGCUGCAGGAGUGUUUCAAAGAAAGUUCUUCCUCUUUUGCUGCUUUGAGAAUUUGAUCACAAUCAGAAGCCAGUAAUACAAUCUGACAUGUUCUGCGUGAAGGAACAGCAGCAGACCUUUGACAGACAUGCGGGUGGAGUAAAUAUUUCACAUUUUAAAGAUAAAUCGUGGCUGCAGUUUCACUUUAAAGCUCAUUCAGACACAUGCACACAGACUCUGUCUCCUCUGGGUCACGUUUCUUGGAUCGCGGGCCGCGGUUACAUAACACGGUGGAACCUCUCUCGUUGUUAGCAUCACCAGAUGCUGUAACGCUAGCUGUCCCCUGACCCAUUCUUAGAUCGGUAUCUUCCUCGGACUCCCCAUUACAAAUUCCCCUUUCGCUCCAUUCAGAUGCUAAUCGUCUGCAGUUUGCCCCGUCUAUUGCUGGGUGACUUGAAUCGUUCUGUGAAGGACAUUAGUGUCUAACCUCUUUGCUAUCCCAUUACAGCUCUCAUCAUUAAGUCUUUGCAAGGAGGUUUGUGAACGUGUGAAUGGAGCUGCAUUUAAAAACUAAGAGCGAUUUCAGACCUCGUCUGUGCAUUGGCAGCAUUUUUAGCGCUGCUGAUUCUGACUCGAUGCCGAAGCCUUUCCCUUGUGCAACUCGAGUUUUAAUGUGAUUUAGAUUCAGGAGAAACGCACAUAAAAACACAAGCUCCCCAGGCUUGAGAGAACAUGAUAUAAACCCAUAAAAUUAUAGUAAACAGGCGAAGGAGAACAGACGUUUGACAAACAAACCAGAGUCUGCUGAGACAAAAAGCGAUAUCUAAUAGCACGAGACUGUGAGAAACCUUAUAUUACUGAAUGCUGCAAAACACGGGCUUAUCGUCUGCACCGAGGAACACUAGUUACCAGUGAGUGCCAGAAUCUUAUCUGAGCUGCCAUCACAUUUUGAAGGUAUCCAUACAUGUCUGUUUGCACUAUUUAGCUUCUUAAAUGGUUUUCUGUUUCCGGACGUUUUGGCCUCUCUUGUCCCGAGAGGACAGAGAGAAGGAACAGGAGCGUCUGUAUUCAAAUUAUACCUGUAACAUCAAAACACAUCUUAUAUUAAAACACUCUUUCACAGUGAGAUAUGGUUUGUGUCAAAGAGGUAUUUUAUUUCAAGAUAUUUUAUAAUAAUGUGACACUUUGGGAAAUUUGUGUGUGUCCAGUAGAUAUGAAAGGAAUAUUCCCUUUCCAGGUGUCCAUUAUUAAGGAUUAAUGGACUCAACACUAUCCAUUAAUUCUUGAUAAUGGACCCCUUGAAGGGCAUUAUCCCAAUUAUAUCAUGUAUACAUGUGCAUGUAUAUUUUCACGUGUUUUUGCGAUCAAAACAAGAUUACACUUUUACAGGAAAUAUGUAGAUUUCCCUGCCAACAACCUGAAAGUUUGACUAGUACCUGGAAGAAUUAUCAUGAUCCUGUAAGGUUCUUAUGCUAUGGAAAUGUUGUUCAGUACUCAGUAAAUAGGACGAAAUUUACUUUGUGUUCUUGUGCUGUCAGAAGAUUUUAGGAACUGGGAAAAAUGCCCCUCUCAGAGAAAAGUUUGGUUCACGAGUUUCCAAGUUGAUGUCAUAUGAUGCUGAAACAUGAUGGAGGAAGGGAAAGUAUUUGACUCAGCUCUUAGCCAGAAAGCUAACAUUAUGCUAGCAAGAGUCAAUCCGGUCAAUAACCUCAUGUACAGUUGACAGUCAAAGUCAAAGUCAUGUCACUAUCCCCAAAUCAAUAUCACGAGGGUUUGAACUUUAUUGGAACUAUCUGGGAUUAUAUAAUUACACAACUCAACAACAAAAUAUAACAAAGGCCUCGUAGUUUCAUAGAAUACAUACUGACAAGAAGUACUUCAGAAAAUGUCACACUCACAAGGAAAUUAUACACGAAACAAAGAGUUUUCCCUCCUUCAAGUUAUUGUUUUUUAUUGUGUAAAAUGGAGUAAUUUGCUGCAUUCACGUCUCAAGAAAAGGCUCCUUAAACACCCUGAAUGCUAAUCCCGUGAGACGCUGGUCAUUUGAAAGUCAAUGUCCGAGCAGCACAGAGAGCUUUUGUGAGCAGCCUCACAAUGGAGCUCUUAAACCGACCCUGCCAGGGGGAGAGACGAGAGAAUGGGGGAGAGUUGAUCACCCUCACCUGUGACGGUAUAAAACACACCUGGUCAAGCUGUCGGGAUGUUGGCUGUGGAGUCACCGGUGCUGGUAACCUGUUGAAGAGCCAUGAGGAGCCUCUGACAUCAGACGGUUCAAAGGUGUUCUCCCCCAACAGCAUCGCAGGAUGGCUUCUGUCGGUGCACUGUUAAUGUUUCUGCCUGUUGCGUGGACGUGCUCGCCCCAAAAAGCAGACUAUGUUAUGGUGUCAUGCUUCCCCAACGCCAUCAUUGCCAACGUCCCAGAGUGUCCAUACGGCUGGGAGAUCGACCAGCUGUCUCUGGGUGGAGUCUGUUACUCCGGGAUUCACAGCCCGGGCUACUACCGCUUCAUCAUCUCAGACCUGACUCCCAAAAACCACUCGUACUGCGGCACACAGUCUGAGUACAUGCCCGGCAAAGACCCCAAGUACAUCUUCUACAACUCCAUCGUGUCCAACGACACGUCGCUCACAGUCAGAAACCAGCCGGUCAACUACACCUUCAGCUGCAUGUACCGAGCAGCCUACCUGGUGAACAACGCCGUCUUCAGCCAAAGCGUUUUUACUAAACCCUCUGCUUUUUCCAGAGUGGCUACAGUUUAUGUCAACAACGGGAGUUUAGGCACUUUUAGAUCACAGUUGUCUAUGAAUGUGUUCACGAAUUCAAAGUUCCUGUAUGCCAAAGACGCUCCCUACGUGAUCGACACUUCUGAGAUCGGCUCUGAAGUUUUCAUCGGCAUCGAGGCAAAAGGACUCAGUAACAGAUUUAAAGUUGUAAUAAACAACUGCUGGGCGACUCCGACUCCGUACUCAACAGACAAGAAGAGGUGGAGUCUCAUCAUUAACAGCUGCUCCUCCGACAGCACUGUGACUAUUUUUGAGAACGCCAAAGACAGCCGCUCCAUGUUCAAGUUCAACUCGUUCCGCUUCCAGCGGCUGGAGAAGGUUUCGACGGUGUGGCUCCACUGUGAGGUCCAGGUUUGUGACGGCGACAGACUCAUCUGCACGCCGGGCCCCUGCUCUUACAGAAGUCUGUCCUCACAGCCAGAACCAAGUGGGGGGAUUCUGACUGCUGAGUUUCACAUUAAAGGUAUCGGGUCCUCCAAUAAUGGAAACAUAAAAGGCUCAUCACUAUUCAUCCUGCUCGUAGUCCUGAUUAACACAUGUUUCGAUUCAGUAAAUGGAUCAAGAAUGUAGUCAAAACAUUUUAAUUCAGUCUCAUUUCUUAUAUAUUAUUAAUUUACAUCCGAACACACACACAGAGGGGAGUGUCACCCAGGACUCAGGGAGCGUUUGAACACAUUCCUCCCCAAAUGAUUUGUCUCAUUUUCUCACACAUAUAAACUGUAAUUAGCACAUUUUUGAGAUGUUGUAUUUCCUCUCCUGAGUGGAUUUUCUUUAAAAUCUUACAUACAUUACUCACUGUUUACUACAAUAAAGAUUUAAUGGGAAAAAAAAAUGUAAA
Acanthopagrus latus (yellowfin seabream) is the source of this 3758-nucleotide messenger RNA. It is a transcript of the gene tectb, whose product is annotated as tectorin beta. Gene Ontology annotation, cellular component: cell surface. NCBI's taxonomy places the organism in Eukaryota, Metazoa, Chordata, Actinopteri, Spariformes, Sparidae. Bases 2441 to 3490 code for a protein of 349 amino acids. The transcript is spliced from 11 exons. The record is from RefSeq and is a predicted model, not a curated record.